GUAGGUUGGUCAGGUAAUUGGCGUACCUUGUACCAGGUUGAAUUAUUUAAGUUGAAACACUCGACAGAUUACCGUGGCAAGCAAUUUUCAGAUGAGAAAGUGGAAAGGGAGUACCAAAAGUGGCUUCGGUUUGAUAUCAGUUGCAGCUGCCGUAUAUGGCCGUAACGGCUUGUCCCGUAUGGUUGUUACGGGUACUCACCGUACCGUGAACCGUACGGUACCUUGCAGUCUCGCACUCGCAACGGUACGGACCCGUAUCCGUGUGUGCCAUACGUAUCCACUGUAUUACGGAUACGGUGCACAUCCCUAG
Molecule: messenger RNA, 310 nt
Organism: Desarmillaria tabescens
Lineage: Eukaryota; Fungi; Basidiomycota; Agaricomycetes; Agaricales; Physalacriaceae
Exons: 1
Coding region: 92-310 (72 amino acids)
Source: RefSeq, a predicted model, not a curated record